AUGACAACACUGCUGAUCAAGGACCCAUGCGAUGUGGGCAUCAAAGCUCUGGAACAUAAACCGAAGCUCUGUGAGCUCUGUGGGGCCCCGGCAGCCCCUGCGUUGGCAGGGUAUGGAACCCCAUGGUUGACCGAUAGCAGGAAGCCCAGCCCCUCGGGGUCGUAUUACGAUGGUGGGGGAGGGAGGAUGCCUCACUCACCCUCUGAUCACGGUCCGGACCGCCGCACUCGCUCGCCACACGGUUGGCAUGGCAAUGGAGAGGAGGAGCUGCGAGGCCGAAGGCGACCAAUCAGAGACGGACGAGGUCGCUGGCACUCACAGGACCACCCUCUGGACCAGGUUCAGGAUGAGCGCGAGCGACAGCGGCGGCAGGAGGAGGAGUUUCAGGCUCGUUACCGUAGUGACCCGAACCUGGCUCGUUACCCAGUAAAGCCGCAGCCGAGCGAGGAGGCUAUGAGGAUGUUGGCUCAGGUUGGCAGGGUCCGCCACCAACGCCGCCACAGCGACGUCUCCCUGGCAACCUCUGAGCCCGACCAACUGACUUUGAGACAUACAGCUGUCCGUCAGAAUCGGGUUCAGGGAUUGGUCGGCUCUGGAGGUCAAAGGUCGUUCUCUGUGGACCGGGUAGUCAAUCAUGUCAGCCCCACGUCUCCGCGCCGCAGCCCGUUACCUCAGCAACACCUGGACCCAAGCUCCGCCCUCAAGAGGAAGCCAGCGUAUGAGAGUGCAGCACAGAGGGCGCGGCGGAUGACCAAGAUGCAUGUGAUUGGUAGCUUCAGCAGCUCGGAAGAGGAGCUAGCGACCACACCUGACUACACCAGCUGUGACGAGCCCGACAGUGAGUUGCUACAUGCUAAUGUUAGCCACAUGAGGCUAGGUGGCUACAUGCUAAUGUAA
This is a messenger RNA of Morone saxatilis (striped sea-bass), 897 nucleotides long. RefSeq names its product regulating synaptic membrane exocytosis protein 2-like. Gene Ontology annotation, molecular function: transmembrane transporter binding; small GTPase binding. The transcript has 5 exons. Gene Ontology annotation, biological process: regulation of membrane potential; calcium ion-regulated exocytosis of neurotransmitter; positive regulation of synaptic transmission. The record is from RefSeq and is a predicted model, not a curated record. Gene Ontology annotation, cellular component: presynaptic membrane; cytoskeleton of presynaptic active zone. NCBI's taxonomy places the organism in Eukaryota, Metazoa, Chordata, Actinopteri, Moronidae. Bases 1 to 897 code for a protein of 298 amino acids.